AUGGUCAUGCCACUGCCACAGACUACUCGCCAGUACUACCUUCCCAAGUUCGAUGGCGUUCAUAACCUCACAAUGCGAGAAGCAGUGGUCACUCCGCCGAAACACUCUGAGGUACUAGUCAAAAUACACGCCGCUUCACUUCAGUUCCGAGAUUUACUACUCGCCAAGGGGAAAUAUCCUGUUCCCGCGAUAAAAGAGAAUGUUGUACCGCUUUGCGACAUGGCGGGGGAAAUUAUUGCUGUUGGCGAUGAGGUCGAGGAAUGGAAGGUCGGCGAUCGUGUUUGCGCGAACUUCUGGGUGGACCAUAUCUUCGGCGAGUUCAAGUCGGGCUAUCUACUCAGCGCAUUGGGCGCUCCCAUUGACGGCGUGUUGACUGAAUAUAAGGUCUUCCCUGUACACUGUCUAGUGCGCGCUCCGGACCACUUGUCCUACGAGGAAGCAUCCACUCUACCAUGUGCUGCUCUCACUGCAUAUACUGCCCUGCAAGGAUCAAUACCGGCCAAGGGCGGCGACACCGUGUUAAUCCAAGGCACAGGCGGCGUGGCCAUCUUCGGCUUGCAAUUCGCCAUCGCCUUGGGUGCAACUGUCAUCGCGACGUCGUCGUCGGACGCAAAGCUCAAGGUCGCAGCGAGGCUCGGCGCGAAACACUUAAUCAACUACAAGACCAUGCCGGACUGGGACGAGGAAGUGCUGAGAAUUACGAACGGUAGAGGCGUGGACCACGUCAUUGAGGUUGGCGGCUCGGGGACCCUGACCAAGUCGCUGAAUAGCGUUUGUUAUGGAGGCUCAGUGCACGUCGUGGGAGUUGUCGCUGCGGAUGGCGACAUUAGCACACUUCCUCAGCAAGUCAUGUUAAAAAAUGCUUCUUUGCACGGUGUCAUCGUUGGGUCUCGAGUCCAAUUCGAAGCUAUGAACCGCCUUAUUAGCGCGAACCUCAUCAAGCCCGUGGUGGACAAGGUGUUCCCCUUUGAAGAUGCACAGAAAGCGUACGAACACCUUGAUAGUCAAAAGCACGUAGGGAAGGUCGUCAUCAAGAUUUCCAAGGAUUAA
This is a messenger RNA of Sparassis crispa, 1050 nucleotides long. Its product is annotated as Zinc-type alcohol dehydrogenase-like protein. Bases 1 to 1050 code for a protein of 349 amino acids. The transcript is spliced from 8 exons. Gene Ontology annotation, molecular function: oxidoreductase activity. The record is from RefSeq and is a predicted model, not a curated record. Lineage: Eukaryota; Fungi; Basidiomycota; Agaricomycetes; Polyporales; Sparassidaceae.